UGAGCGCCCUCGGGUGUCGAAACUCGUUUCGAUUAUGGCUUUAGAAUCGAGCCUGUCGAACUCCUCGUUUUCAACAGAAGAAUGGAAACCAUCAAGUGAUGCAUGGUUAACCUUUAACGAUUUUCGACACCAGGGAUUAUUUUGUGAUGUGGUGCUGCGAGUCGAAGAUGUCCGAUUUCCAGUUCACAGGCUAGUUCUGUGCGCAUGUAGCGACUAUUUCAGGUCUCUUUUUGUUGGGGGAUGGAAAAGCAGUGAUAAACAAGAAAUAGAGAUCCCUGGAAUCUCCCCAGAAAUGAUGUCAUCGUUACUCAAUUUUGCAUAUACGGGGCAGGUUGUUAUCACUGCUCACAAUGUUCAAGAAUUACUUCCAGCAGCUGACCAGUUUCAAAUUAUGUUUGUGAAAGAAAAAUGUUGUUCUUUUUUAAAACGGCAACUAUCUGCAACAAACUGUGUCGGAAUUCGAAAAUAUGCGGAAUGGUUUUUCUGCGCCAAACUUCAAAAAGCUGCAACUGAAUAUAUUUUGAACAAUUUCGAAGAAAUGUCUAAGAAGAGUCCUGAAUAUUUAUUGUUGUCAUAUGAUGAGGUGUAUGCAUUGAUUUCAGAUGAUAGGUUAAAUGUACGUGUUGAAGAGAUUGUGUGUGAAGCUGUUUUCAGGUGGAUACGAAGUGACAGGCAUAAUCGGAUUCAGUAUCUACAACAACUUCUGCAGAGUGUUAGAUUGGGGCUUCUGGAUCCAGAAUACUUCAUGACAAAAGUUAAAGGCAAUGAUCUUGUAAUGGAGCGCAUAAAGGACUGUCGCGUGCUGGUAAAAGAAGCAAUGCAGGUUGUGUGUGAUUUACAUUCUCCGGAAUCGGAAAUUCGCAUGGCAAAUUCAAAUGCUUACCAUCGAUUGUUAAGACCGAGGUUACCAAACGAGAUACUGCUGGCUGUUGGUGGAUGGAGUGGCGGCUGUUCUACUAAUGCAAUAGAAGCGUACGAUCCCAGAGCAGAAACAUGGGUGAAUAUAAGCUCGAUGCCAGGGCUUGUAGAAGAGCGACCGAGAGCAUAUCAUGGAGUUGCGUAUCUCAAUAAAUGCGUGUACAUCAUUGGGGGAUUCGACGGCGUCAAUUAUUUCAACACCAUGAGGAAAUUCAAUGUUCAGACUAACGACUGGAUUCAAGAACCUUCAAUGUUUCACAAAAGAUGUUACGUUAGCGUUACAAUGAUGGGAGGACGCAUUUACGCACUAGGUGGAAUGGACGGAGAACACAGGUUAAACACAGGAGAAUCAUACGAUCCUAUCCAACGAGUAUGGACGAUUUUACCAGAUAUGAAUGAGAGGCGCAGCGAUGCUAGCGCGGCUGCUCUCGGCAAUAAGGUUUAUAUAUCUGGCGGUUUCAAUGGUCAGGAGUGUUUAUUCACAGCGGAAUUUUACGAUUUGGACAGUUUAUCUUGGACUCGCAUCACACCUAUGCGCAGUAGAAGAUCAGGAGUCUCGAUUAUUUCUCUUCACGGAAUGAUUUACGCAGUCGGUGGAUUUGACGGGAUAAAUCGGCUGAGAAGUGCAGAAGCCUACUGUCCUGUAACUAAUACAUGGAGAUCGAUUGCUACAAUGAAUAAACCAAGAUCCAACUUCGGCAUGGAUGUAAUUGAUGAUCAAAUAAUAGCAGUGGGUGGAUUUAAUGGGCAUCAGACAUCCGCUGACGUAGAGGUUUAUGACGACACUACGAACGAGUGGUACGAGGUACGGGAAAUGCACAUAUUUCGAAGCGCAUUGAGUUGCUGCGUAAUCAGUGGACUUUCUCAUGACGUCAUAAAGAAGUUCUGCGUCUCCAGAGAAUUGAAUAACGUUUCCAGAGAUGGCGGGGCACGUCGUGCAAUUGCUCUUUCUACGACAAAUUUUGAAGUCCAGGCUGCAGCAGCCCCUUUAGCACCGCACAUGGGCGCUGAAGAGGAUAUUUCCGACGAAUUACAAUCAGACGAAAACUCAGACGAAAUUAUGGAAUAAAUAAUGUUUUCUUACAUAAUUUUUAAACGAAUAGGAUUUUUUUAUAAUUUAUAUUUAUAAUUAUUUACAUUAACAUAAGUUCAAUUGUAUUAUAUGAUGGCAUGUCUUUUAUAGUGUGAUAUACAAUAAGUGAAAGUGUGUGUUUA
This is a messenger RNA of Styela clava, 2133 nucleotides long. Its product is annotated as kelch-like protein 10. Gene Ontology annotation, molecular function: protein binding. Lineage: Eukaryota; Metazoa; Chordata; Ascidiacea; Stolidobranchia; Styelidae. The record is from RefSeq and is a predicted model, not a curated record.